GAGGCGUAUCAGUGAGUGUAUGUGGGUCUCUCUCUUACCCUCACACACUAGCCGCUCCUCCUCCUACUCUUCUUGGGAUUCCCGUGUCCCUUUCCUCGGUGGCAGGCUCCCCACACCCAGCAGUCACCAUUUCCGCCCCUGGGAGAGCCACGCUGGCAGCACAGCCCCUUCCCCGACUCAGCAUCGGGAGGAAGACCCUGGUGGCGGCUGCCGUUGGGGUCAUGCUGGUCCUGGUGCUGGUGGUCCUCAUCCCCGUGCUGGUCAGCUCCGUGGGCACCGACACCAGCCACUUUGAGAUGCUGGGUACUUGCCGCAUGGUGUGCGACCCCUACCUGAACAAGGGCACCACGGCCAGCAGCACGAGCUCCAGUGGCAUCCAGGCGGAGGCCGAGGCCCUCAGCGACAACAGCAACAUGCCCUCCACGCUGGUGCAGGGCCCCCAGGGCAAGCAAGGUAGGCCAGGUAAACCUGGACCCCCGGGACCACCUGGAGAGCCAGGGCCACCAGGGCCAGUGGGACCCCCUGGAGACAGAGGGUCUGGAGGGAGGACUGGGAUUUUGGGGUUGGGGGGGAACGGAGCUAUCAGCACGGCCACCUACAGCACAGUGCCCCGGGUGGCCUUUUACGCAGGGCUUAAGAACCCCCAUGAAGGCUAUGAGAUCCUCAAGUUUGACGACGUGGUCACCAACCUGGGAAACAACUACGACGGCAUCUCAGGCAAGUUCAUCUGCAGCAUCCCUGGCACCUACUUCUUCAUCUACCAUGUGCUGAUGAGAGGAGGGGAUGGGACCAGUAUGUGGGCAGACCUCUGCAAAAAUGAACAGGUGCGAGCCAGUGCCAUCGCCCAGGACGCUGAUCAGAACUAUGACUACGCCUCCAACAGCGUCAUCCUCCACCUAGACGCAGGCGACGAGGUCUACAUCAAGCUGGACGGGGGCAAGGCUCACGGCGGCAACAACAACAAAUACAGCACCUUCUCUGGGUUCAUCCUCUACGCCGACUGAACCCACGCAAGAGGCACGUCCCAGACAGAAAGACAGAGAAAGAAAAGAAAGUAAGAGAUUGAGAAAAAUAGUUGUAAUGAGGGAAGGAAGGGGUUAAAUGCCGGAAUGCUUUCUAGUUUCCUGGUUCUCUCUAUUGUCACACCAACCUCUGCUUAUAAAACACAUCAUCCCCAAAUCAAGUUUCUCCAGCUCAGCUCAGCCUGCCUGCCUGUCUGCUGUGCUGUGAGGGAGGGAGAACAUGGUAAUAGGGGAGGGAGUAGUGUGGGGGGAAGCUAGGGAAAGAGAGGUGCUUAGCCCUCCUCAUCAGAAUUCUAACCUGUCAGUUGCUCCUUGCUUUCUGAGUAUUCCUCCUCCUCAAACUGGAUAAUAAACCAACUAACGUCAAGUGAAUCAACUAACGUCAAGUGGAUCCGACCUCAUCAUCUUCUCUCCAUAACGGUCGGCUAUAUGGACUCAGUUGACUGAAAUUGUCCUAUCUUGUCGUUAUGUGCUUUUCCUUUUGUAAAAGAUACUACUACAUCGUAUAGUUACACAAAACAGGAUAUUAAAAAGAUGUUUGUCCCUUGUGAGAAAAAAACUAGAUUUUGAGAGAAUGGUUUUGUGAGAUGUUGACUGUGAUUCAGAAGGUGAGCAAUCUAAAAAUCUGAUUAAAAACGCCUUUAGUUGAGAAACGGAAAUUAAAGGUGUCAUUAUAGUUUCUAACGAUAUAUGAUUUGUUGCAUUUGACACCUGGCUAUCACAUGGUGUUUGUUUAUGUGUGAUGUCAGCUGUGGGAACACAGGCUGAAUGUUAUUCAUGCAAAGCAUGUUAUACACAGACAACAUUACAUUUUCCCUUGUCCCAUCCAACGUAUCUAAAGAGAAAACGACACAUAGUCUCUAUCCUUGCCCCUUCUCCCAUCCCUAUACCCCUAUCCUAUUUGUCUAAACAUGGCCAAAGUGGGUUGAAAAUAGACUAAAAUGUAUAUUAGAUGUUCUAGUUAUGUAGAUAUCCUCCACCACCAGAGUCAUUCAAUGAAGCAACAUAUUCAGAUUCUGAGGUAACCUAUUUUAUAAAAACCAGUGUCCAUUACUUCAGCUUCUUCCUCUUGCACUCUGCUGUGGUGAAGUUAAACAUCUAAAGCAGAGCAAUGAGAUGGAGAGAGAGAGGGAGAGAGAGAGAGAGAGAGAGAGAGAGGGAGAGAGAGAGAGAGAGAGAGAGAG
Messenger RNA from Coregonus clupeaformis (lake whitefish), 2206 nucleotides. Its product is annotated as C1q-related factor. The transcript has 2 exons. Gene Ontology annotation, molecular function: protein binding. The record is from RefSeq and is a predicted model, not a curated record. Bases 222 to 1004 code for a protein of 260 amino acids. NCBI's taxonomy places the organism in Eukaryota, Metazoa, Chordata, Actinopteri, Salmoniformes, Salmonidae.